Messenger RNA from Aspergillus welwitschiae, 2091 nucleotides. RefSeq names its product ssDNA-dependent ATPase MGS1. Gene Ontology annotation, biological process: regulation of DNA repair; DNA repair; DNA-templated DNA replication. The record is from RefSeq and is a predicted model, not a curated record. The coding region runs from base 85 to 1680 and encodes 531 amino acids. Lineage: Eukaryota; Fungi; Ascomycota; Eurotiomycetes; Eurotiales; Aspergillaceae. Gene Ontology annotation, molecular function: DNA binding; enzyme activator activity; ATP binding. The transcript has a single exon. Gene Ontology annotation, cellular component: nucleus.
AUUUCCAUGGCCGCCACUGGGAGCUGCUCUGCACCCAGCUUGCUGGCAGCGCUUCUUCUACGAUUCUAAUGACUAACCGCCAUCAUGGUGUCUUGUCCCAUCUGCAGCCAGUCCGUCUCGCCCCUAAAGAUUAACGACCACAUCGAUUCCGACUGCCAGAACUUUAUCGAAGAGCCGUCCAGCUCGGGGGAGACUCCCGCCACUCAGAAAGCUCCGGUUCCCAGCUUCUUCCAGCCAGCCUCUGCUAAGAAAGCUUCUGCUCAGUCUGCUCAGGCAAAUGGACAGCGAGAUCAAAAUGUGACUUCCUCCCCACUGCGCAAUGUCAACGGCAAACGGGCGACGCCGCACGAUGCCAACUCAUCGGAGGUAUACGAGAGAUCCGGGCCCAGCCAACCGUCGAGCGAACCAAAGAAGCCAAAAGUUAGCGCCUUGCAAAAGGCUGCGCCUUUACCGGAACGCAUGCGUCCUCGGACUCUUGACGAUGUCUGCGGACAAGAGCUUGUAGGGCCAAACGGAGUGCUUCGGGGCUUGAUUGAGCAAGAUCGGGUUCCGAGUAUGAUUCUUUGGGGUGGUCCAGGAACAGGGAAAACGACCAUUGCUCGCGUGAUUGCUUCGAUGGUUGGUAGCCGCUUCGUUGAGAUCAACAGUACCAGUUCGGGAGUUGCGGAGUGCAAGAAAAUCUUCUCCGAUGCGAAAAGUGAGCUCAGUCUGACGGGACGGAAGACCAUCAUUUUCUGUGACGAGAUUCAUCGAUUCUCCAAGUCUCAACAAGAUGUAUUUCUGGGACCAGUAGAAAGCGGGCAGGUAACGCUUAUUGGUGCUACCACGGAGAACCCUUCUUUCAAGGUGCAGAGCGCUCUGCUGUCCCGGUGUCGGACUUUUACUCUGUCCAAACUUACAGACGAAGAUAUCAAAUCGAUCCUUCAUCGAGCACUACGGCUGGAGGGGCCGAACUAUUCGCCUUCGGAAUUGGUCGAUGAGGAAUUGAUUGAUUACUUGGCCAGGGUCGCCGAUGGGGACGCGCGGACGUCCCUUAAUCUUCUAGAGCUCGCCAUGGAUCUGUCGAAACGGCCUGGAAUGACCAAGGAUGAGAUCAAGCGGUCAUUGACUAAGACCCUUGUCUAUGAUCGGGCCGGGGAUCAACACUACGAUACCAUUUCCGCUUUUCACAAAUCCAUCCGGGGGAGCGAUCCCGAUGCGGCGCUGUACUAUCUUGCUCGCAUGAUCCAGUCGGGAGAAGACCCCCUCUAUAUCGCUCGACGUCUCAUCGUCGUCGCAUCGGAGGACAUUGGGCUUGCGGACAACAGCAUGCUCACGCUAGCCAUCUCGACCCACGCGGCUGUGGAAAAGAUCGGCCUACCGGAGGCACGGAUCAAUCUGGCACAUGCGACCGUUGCCAUGGCACUCUCAAAGAAGAGCACGCGGUCGUACCGCGGCCUGAACAAUGCAUUUGCUGCGCUAGCAGAGCCCGGCGUUGCUGGGCUGCCUGUUCCGAUCCAUCUGCGCAAUGCGCCGACUCGGUUGAUGAAGGAGCUCGGAUACGGCAAGGAAUACAAGUAUAAUCCUAACUAUGUCGACGGGGAGGUCGUCCAGGACUAUCUCCCGGAAAAGAUUUUGGGGCGGAAGUUCUUGGAGGAUCACGAUCUAGGACAUCAGGUGGACCCAGAUCUCAUGAGGUAGACUACUCAUGUUCAUGUCAAUGAGGCAGUAUAAACCUGCCAAUGCCAUUGGCUCGCCCUCGAUCAUCACACAAGGCCACGCAGAGCCAGCCUGUGCCUGAUGGCACAAAUAUGCUUGCAUGAAAGCACCUCGAUCGCCUCCACCAUUGGCAGCAUGCCAAUGUCAGAUAUGGGGCGUAAAAGACAUCUGCUGGAUCAGACGGAGCCCAUCAAAUUUGUACAGGCGCUUACCAGAUAAAGCUUUUCCCCUGUCCAGGCACAGGAAACUGCGCAUUGGGCGGUUGGGUAGGAGUAUGACGGAGUAACCACGGAGGCCACCAGUUGCCAGGAGUACAUGCCAGGGACAGCCUCACGCAUACUUUCUACCGAAAGAUAUAGACCAUGGUAGAUACAAUUGAAUACAUAGGACAGA